AUGAUCGCCAGCAUCGAGCUUGAGGAAGCUGUAAGUUCUGUAGCCAUAAAAUCACUAAACACUUUUCCGAUUCGUUUUAGAGAAGUUGAAAAGGCUACAUGCAACGAUGUUUUACUUCGUAACGUAUAUCGGUACGUCACGGACGGUUGGCCAAGGAACGUCACAUUCGGCAAGGAUCUGGCACGCUUUUACAGCCGGAAGGACGCCUUAACAAGCGUUGGGAACUGCAUUUUGUUCGGGGAGAGGGUAGUCAUCCCCGCGGCUUUGCAGACGAGGUGCCUGAAGCAGCUCCAUCAGGGACAUCCAGGCAUACAGCGGAUGAAGGCGAUAGCGCGCAGUUUCGUCUACUGGCCAUCAUUGGACGACGACAUCACUGGCUGCGUCGCUACUUGCGAUGCUUGCCAGGCCGCAGCAAAGUCUCCACGUAUGUCUGCACCAGCGCCCUGGCCAAAACCAUCAGCUCCCUGGCAGCGAGUGCACAUCGACUACGCCGGACCAAUCGAUGGUGCAUACUUCUUGGUCGCAGUUGACGCCUUCACGAAGUGGCCCGAAAUCGUGAAAACAGCAAGUAUAACCUCACAUUCCACAAUUCUUCUUUUGAGAGGAAUAUUUGCCAGUUUCGGACCACCAGUCACACUGGUCAGCGACAACGGGACUCAGUUUACCAGUGAAGUUUUCAAGGAGUUCUGCGACGCUAACGGCAUUGAACAUAUCACGACUGCACCGUUCCAUCCCCAAUCGAACGGCCAAGCCGAGCGGUUCGUGGAUACCUUCAAGCGGGCCUUGAAGAAAAUUCGAAUCGAGAAGGCAUCGCUUGAGGAGGCUUUGGAUCUGUUCCUGCAAACGUACCGUUCCACCCCGAAUCCAAUGUUGGACCAACGCACGCCUGCCGAAGUCAUGUUCAACCGGGCGACGCGGACGGUUCAUCAUCUGCUGCGGCCCUCACCAUCACGAGAGUCUUCAGCGAAUAGCGGUUUCCCCAAAUGGCGUCCUGGAGAUUUGGUUUACGCCAAAAUAUUUCGCGGCAAUUCAUGGAGUUGGAUUGCAGGGGAGAUCAUCCGCAGCAUCGGUACCGUAAUGUACGAAGUCAUCACAACGGAGCAACGGAGGCUUCGGCGCCACGUGAAUCAGCUCCGUCGUCGUACUACAGUCUCUAGGAAACAAGGAGAGCGGGAUGAAGAUAAUCUGCCGCUACAGAUCCUGUUAGAGGAGUGGGGUUUGCCCACGGAACAAAGCUCCACUCCCUUGUCCGAGCCAUCAGCGCCUGUGCCCACAUCGCAGCCGGAUGUCUCAGCAUCAUCUCCGGCAGCCCCUGUGUUUCGGGAAGCAGCACAUCCAUCCUUGGGUGUCGAGGACGUCAACCACCAGCAGGCACGACUACCACGACGUUCUUCUAGGAGUAGAAGACUGCCUCGUAGGUUCAGCGCGUACCGGCUGAAUUAA
Messenger RNA from Anopheles coluzzii, 1443 nucleotides. RefSeq lists its product as uncharacterized. Gene Ontology annotation, molecular function: nucleic acid binding. The record is from RefSeq and is a predicted model, not a curated record. The transcript has a single exon. Gene Ontology annotation, biological process: DNA integration. The coding region runs from base 1 to 1443 and encodes 480 amino acids. Lineage: Eukaryota; Metazoa; Arthropoda; Insecta; Diptera; Culicidae.